GUUUUUUUUUUCAACCUGGUGUUUUUCUGUCAAAUUACUGCACAAAUUUUCUUUGACAUGGGCAACGCGAAGAGCAGAAAGAGAGCGCAGGCCAAAGCACGGCAGCGCCAGACACGGAAACGGCAGCGUCUGGAAAACGAGCGGUUUCAGAACAUGUGCCAGCUGCUGGACUCGGAACCAGAGCACACCGAGAAAAAGGCAAAAGCUGAGCAGGCAGGCCCCACUGAACCCGCCCACAUCUCUGAGACACCUCAGCUACAGGAAGCUCCAGCACCUGAGCCCUCUGCCAUAAACCCGCCUAAGCGCCAGGACGUGUCGCUGAACGCCGCUGUUCUCAAGCAGCUGUUUGAUCAAUUUUUGCUUCCCAACAUUGGCAGCGAUCUGCGUGCACUGAACGACCCGCUCAUUGACAAGCUGUACGACUUGCAGCCGCUGGCUGCAGUGUGCCGGUCCUGGCGACAGGCGGCACUGCCGCUGUUCUAUCGUUCAGCCGUAUGCCACAUCAAGGCACUGCCCCGGCGAAAGGGACAGUCAGCUAAUGACCGCCCAAGACACGCCAGACGGUCAAAUGUCGGACUGAUACUUACCAAUGGAUACACAGACAUUGUGCAGAGGCUUGUUAUUGAUCUGGCAGGAGAUACGCGACCCGAUCUGCCGGUAACUGUUCUGAAAAACGAGGGGUUUGCCAAUGCGAGCUGGCAAAACAUCUCGGCACUGCACCUGCAUCACCGACAUGCUGCUGAUAGCCACCUCUACGCGCGAGACUCAGUGGCGCGAUUCAAUGCAUUCCUUCUGCAUACACUGCCCAAUCUGUCAUCGGUGACAUACUGCUCGGCCGACGAUCGAGCGCACUAUUCAGAGUUCCCGCUCGACGGGCUCUUGGGAUCUACACUGAGCCAGCUAAGCGAAAUCAGGGUAAACUCUGGUUUGAUUCCAGUGUUCAACGCAACGUCAUUCCUGCCCAAGCUCACAAGGAUGACGAUCUGCUGUCCAAUGCCUGACGGUGCAGCAGCCCUGCCAAUGGUGUUUUCCGAAUCACUUGUCUCGCUGCACAUGUGCUUUACCUCAGCCGAGACGCUGUGGCAGAGAUUCUACACGAGCAACACGGGCUGUAUUGCGUUCACACAGCUGGAGUCGCUGGUGCUCGAGUACACUGAGCCGGUGAGCAAGGAGGUCAAGCAGCGCCGCACUCCAAGCCUCUUUGCAGACUGCAUGGGCGAUGGUGAGCUUUGCAUCUCUGCUGAGGACGAUCUCGUGGAGGUUACGGGGAAGCAAGUUCAUCCAGUCUUUCACAAGCUUGAGCAUCUAGGUGUGCUAAAGUACCCUCACUCAAUCAUGCGAGUCCUGAAGUACUUUGACGUGGGCCGGAUCCCGUAUGUCUCGCUGCGCGAUGUCUCGCACGGCUACGAGGGACUGGCAGCACCGGCUAUUACAGAAAUGAAAAGCUUGCGCGUCUUCCUCUCUCGACCCAUCGAAGACUCUGGCCAAUUCCAAUCCUGGUUAAACUGCGUGUUUUCAGUGGCAUCAUAUAUAUCGAGUCUGCAGCUGCAGGCGUCGGUCCAAGUUCCGGUAACGCUGCCAGACAUCAUUGGCCUCAGCAGUCUGACAUCCUUGUCGCUGGGCUUGCGUUUGGACAUUGGCUGCCUGCCGAAUCUGCUCUCACGCCUCCCGAAUCUCCGCUGCCUGGCUGUGCACCUCCAUCCAGUCAUCAGUUCCCGAUCGGACCGCAGCCCAGGGACGUGGGGUCCGCAACUCUUGCCGUAUCUGCCCGCACUGAGCCGCAGCCUCACGCAACUGGUGGCAUAUGUGGCAGAUGUCGAUUGUGGUGAGAGCAUUGGGUGUGGCAGUUGGGAUGUGGAACGCGAGCUAACCUGUGUUGUCGCCCGGGUCCCGUCGUUGUUGGUGCUGAAGAGCGAGGAGUGGACAUGCAAGGCUAUCCGCAGUUGGAUCAAGGAGCUGCUGUGCGAUGAUAGGUCCGAGGCACAGUUCAAGCAUCUGAAAAGCCUGGAAAUGUCUGUGUGGAAAUACUAAAAUCCUUGGAGUUUUUACAUUGUCCACUUGUGUACCUCACAUCCCCCAACAUUUAGUCAAGAGCUUCUGCACCAGUCUGCGCUCGGUGACAUGCUGCCAGAUUCUCUUCUAGACCUUUCCUUUUUCUCGCGUUAUUUCGCGGAUGUCAAUGUAAUGAAAUUGGCUAUUGACGCGAUCGAAUAGGG
Molecule: messenger RNA, 2216 nt
Organism: Linderina pennispora
Lineage: Eukaryota; Fungi; Kickxellomycota; Kickxellomycetes; Kickxellales; Kickxellaceae
Exons: 1
Coding region: 58-2031 (657 amino acids)
Source: RefSeq, a predicted model, not a curated record